CAAUUUUUUAACAUGGUAUCAGAGCAAGGUUAACAACCUAGUAUUUUCGCUUUACCAGCGGGCGACAGCCUCGCCUUGGCCGCCCGCCGGACCUCUACACAUACCUUCUCUCCCGCUGUUUUGAUUCGGAGUUAGCAGAAGCAUCACAUCUACAACACACAUCCCAGUGGUUUAGUUCACAGCCUAUAUUGCCAUUCCAGUCUCUCAGUUUCUCCUAUCUUAAAACUCUCUUUCAUACAAGCAAAAAUGAAGCUUGUUUUUGCAGCUUUGCUUAUUGUUUCACUGGUUCUGAGCUCCUCCUUCCAAGCCACCAUGACCCAGGCUACCCCCCCAAGUGGUUAUCCCUGCGAUUCCAAGUGCACAGACAGGUGCUCCAAGGCAGGAGAAAAGAAAUGUUGCCUGACAGACUGCGGGAUCUGCUGCAAGAAGUGCAAAUGUGUUCCGUCAGGGACUUUCGGAAACCAGUUAGACUGCCCUUGUUACAGAGCACACGAAAUCUACGCCUCAAACCUGUGGAGAGUGGAACACCCUGGCCGCAUGGGUCGCACGUGCGGAGUCUCGUGCGGGAAGCUACUGGGGCACGUCCAUGUCAGCGUUAACCUCGACGGCCCGGCGUCGCGAGCCACCGUGUUUCAGCAUGGGUGGAUGAAGCUCGAGAGUGAACAGGAGAAGCCGACGGCUCGGCUGCAUUUGACGGUUCGGUCUGAACCGGACCCGAGGUUUGUGUUCCAGUUCGGUGGCGAACCGGAGUGUAGUCCGGUGGUUUUCCAGAUUCAGAGGAACAUCCGGCAGCCGGUUUUCAGCUGCAAGUUUAGCGCCGACCGAAACGCUAGAUCACAAUACCUCCCAUUGGAUUUCACUGUCAACCAUAAUAGAGGAUGGAUGAGAACAUUUUCUGGUGAAAGAGAGAAACCGGGAAAGGAGCCACCACACAAAUAACUAGACUUUCUCACUCUUACUUUUCGUGGUCUAUCCCCUAGACCCCUUUUCAUUAUCUCCCUAAUUCUUUUACUUUCCCACCAACCCUCUCUCUACACAGACAAUAGUCAUCACCCACAUGAUCUCCUUUCUUUUCUUUUCUUUAUUUUCCACUUUCUUUUAUUUUACUAUAUCUCUCUCCAUAUAUAUGUUUAUUAUAAUUUAAUACCCAGACUCUGUCUACUUUUGCACCAACCCAUUUUCUUUUCUUCUUUUCUUUCUUUAUUUAUUUCUUUCUUUUCAUAUUACAUCUCUACCCGUAUCCAUCAUC
This is a messenger RNA of Camellia sinensis, 1249 nucleotides long. Lineage: Eukaryota; Viridiplantae; Streptophyta; Magnoliopsida; Ericales; Theaceae. The record is from RefSeq and is a predicted model, not a curated record.